Molecule: messenger RNA, 906 nt
Organism: Verticillium alfalfae VaMs.102
Lineage: Eukaryota; Fungi; Ascomycota; Sordariomycetes; Glomerellales; Plectosphaerellaceae
Exons: 3
Coding region: 1-906 (301 amino acids)
Biological process (GO): regulation of mRNA stability
Cellular component (GO): nucleus; cytoplasm
Molecular function (GO): poly(A) binding
Source: RefSeq, a predicted model, not a curated record
AUGCCUACACAAGUUGCCCAGCACACCCCGCUGGCGGAUGCCCUGACGGAGGCUAUCCAGGCAAAGGUCAUCGAAGUCGGCCUCGCACAGUCCAACGAUGCCUCAGCACUGGCCGAGUACAUCACUCUCACCCUCGUCAACGGCAAGAACCAGGAGGACAUUGUCACCGAGCUCUCGACAGAACUCCUUGGCCUUCCCGCCAACGACCCCAUCGUGAUCACACUCGUCGCUUGGAUGUUUGAACAGGUCGAGAUCCUGAACGUCCAGCUCAACGGAGCAGCGCAGCCAUCACAAGUCGCUGAAGAGCCAAACCUUGGCGCGCAAGACGCUUCUGCGAACGUCGAGAUGGACACUGACAUGAAUGCCGGCGAUGCCAGCGAGCUCAACGCACCGACGGGCCCUCGAUCCAUGCGAAUGGCAACAACCCUCGAGCGCCGCGAGAGCGCAUGCUUGGCAAGGCUCUCGACAGGACAGCGAUUCGGUUCUGCACCAACAGAAAGUGCGUCGGCCGACACCCCCUCGCCGGCCGCCAAGCUGGCCCACCAGGGCGAGCAGGACUGCAAGUUCUUCCCCCAACUGCCACCAACCCGGCAGUGCCCCUUCAAGCACCCCGACAUGCCCCUCUGCCGCAACGGCUCGGGCUGCACGACGCCCGGCUGCAAGUUCACGCACGUCAAGGUCAAGUGCCGCUUCAACCCCUGCAAGAACCCCCACUGCGCCUACUCGCACGACGAGGGCCAGCAGGGCGGCUUCAAGGACAAGGUCUGGACGCCCGAGGGCGGUGCCGCCCACGUCAGCGAGCGCAAGUUUGUCCUCGAGGGCGAGGGGGAUGAGAGCAUGAUCCCGGAGGACAGCGCCAUGGGACAGGAGGAUGACGUUGUCGCGAAGCAGGAGCUGAUUACGUAG